GCCCCCACCUGAAUUUUGGAAAAUCGAGGGGUCCUUGCUUCUCGAUCCUGGGCAUUGACGACACAGCUUGAAGACUGUGCUGGGCGAAAAUCUCCAUCCUCUCGGCCGUCACAUUGCGCUUCCAAGUAUUUUUUUGUACUCGAUAUCGCAACCCUCCCGAACAUGGAGAUACCAGCAAGCGAACCUGUUGCGCAAGCACAGAGCGACGUGCUGAACCCCACCCCCACCACGACCGAGACAGCGACAAGCGCUUCCGCAUCGUCCUUGCCGUCCCCGGCGACACCAGCAACGGCGCCUUCCAAGCCAAUCCAUUCCCUCGUCAUAGAUGCCAACGCUAUCAUCAAAAACGACCCAACUGUUUCGACGUUGCUCGCUCAAGCCGACGAGCUUUAUACCAUCCCCGCCGUGGUUUCAGAGAUUCGCGACGCGGCAACAAGAUCCCGAUUCGAGACGACCCUAUCUCCGUUCCUCAAACUCCGGACCCCUCGACCCGAGUCCGUCCAGUUCGUCACCACCUUUGCGCGGAAGACCGGUGACCUCCAGGUCCUCUCGAAACCCGAUCUUCACCUUCUUGCCCUGACAUACGAUUUGGAGGUUGAGCGAAACGGCGGUGAUUGGCGGUUAAGGCGGGAGCCGAACCAAAAAAGCGUGAAUGGGAAGCCCCCAGGAAAGGUCGAGGAUGGAGCCGAUGACACCAAGGCAACCGAAACGGGAGAGUCAACAGAUGCCGAAGCAUCGACCAUAACUUCAGAGACGACCAAGGUGCAGGAUGAUGCUACGCCUGAUGUUGCAGAAGAUGUUACUCCGUCCGACAAAGCGACAAGCGAAGUGGUUAUCGACCAACUACAAAGGCUUAAUGUGAAUGCAGCUGCGGCCGAGGACGACAUCCCUGAAGAUGCGGAGGAGUCAUCGGAAGAUGAUGACGGUGAUGGAGAAUGGAUAACGCCAAGCAACAUCAAAAAGUACCAGGCAAGGGAAAAUGCGCACACUGCACCCCAAACCGCACAACGCGUGCUGCAGGCAGCCUUGAUCACCGGCGAUAUGGCUAUGCGAAACGUUGCUCUGAGGAUAAACUUGAACCUGUUGGAUCCGGGCCUGUCCCGCAUAACAUACCUCAAAACCUGGGUCUUGCGAUGCCACGGGUGCUUCAAAAUAUGCAGGGACAUGUCCAAGCAGUUUUGUCCGUCAUGCGGACAGCCCACUUUGACGCGGGUUUCGUGUAGCACCGAUUCCGGCGGCAAUUUCACGCUCCACCUCAAGAAGAACUUCCAGUACAACAACCGGGGCAACGUAUUCAGUAUUCCCAAGCCGACCCAUGGGUCAGCGAGCGGAAAGAGCAAUGCCAAAGGAGGCGGUAAGAACGGAUGGGGUAAGGAGUUGAUCCUGGCCGAAGACCAGAAGGAGUACACCAAACGGUUGGACGAGGAGCGUCGGAUGAAGACCCGCGACUUCAUGGACCAGGACUAUCUACCUAGCAUCCUCGGUGGUACCAGAAACUCGGGAGGCGGGAGGAUCAAGGUUGGCGCAGGGCGCAAUGUCAACGCCAAGAAAAGGAAAUGAUGGUAGAGUAGAGGCCAAAGAUACCACAAGAAUAUUCAGAAUCGGCGCACC
Chaetomium fimeti is the source of this 1611-nucleotide messenger RNA. RefSeq names its product Nin one binding Zn-ribbon like-domain-containing protein. NCBI's taxonomy places the organism in Eukaryota, Fungi, Ascomycota, Sordariomycetes, Sordariales, Chaetomiaceae. The transcript has 5 exons. Gene Ontology annotation, cellular component: preribosome, small subunit precursor. Gene Ontology annotation, biological process: maturation of SSU-rRNA; ribosomal small subunit biogenesis. The record is from RefSeq and is a predicted model, not a curated record. Gene Ontology annotation, molecular function: RNA endonuclease activity. The coding region runs from base 163 to 1560 and encodes 465 amino acids.